Molecule: messenger RNA, 2198 nt
Organism: Colletotrichum destructivum
Lineage: Eukaryota; Fungi; Ascomycota; Sordariomycetes; Glomerellales; Glomerellaceae
Product: Putative UBX domain, UBA-like superfamily, Ubiquitin-like domain superfamily
Exons: 2
Coding region: 499-2064 (521 amino acids)
Cellular component (GO): endoplasmic reticulum
Molecular function (GO): ubiquitin binding
Source: RefSeq, a predicted model, not a curated record
UAACACGCUGUGGCCUCUGAGACGCGGUUCUGCCGACGCGGUACCCAGCCUGCCUCCUACCUAUGUAGGUACCUGGUGUCCAAGCCUCCACUCCUUUCUCUCCACAUGCACGGCCACGGACAAGUGUCGUCACCAGCCCUUGUGGACAUCAAGUGCGGCUGCACCACCUCAGACACCCGUCGCUUUCUAUCAAAGCCCGCGCAUCCAGCCUCUCUCUUCUUAGGGCAGAACCGCUAAGCCCCUUGACCGUUUUGAGGUUCAUCGAUUUCUGACGGCACCACCAAUCUUGCUGUUAUCCUUCUCGAGCGCAUCUCUGUUACUUCGCGCUGCCACCUUGAUACAUACCUGGCCACAACCGCCCUCCUCGCCCCCAUCUGACUUCGAUUUCUUUCCGCAACUCCCUAAUUCAUCGACCUUUGAACGACGCAACAUAGCAUUUGCAACCCAUCUCUGCAUUGACUGAUUGUUAUUGAUUUGCUGCCGCGGUCAACGGUCAACAUGGCGGAGAGCGGGGACUUAGACUUGGGACAGCUAUCGGCAGGUCAGCAAGAGGCUUUGCAGCAGUACACCAGUGUCACAAACCAAGACCUUAAGGAUGCGGUACCACUACUGCAGCGGUCACAAUGGAAUGUCCAGAUCGCCAUCGCCAAGUUCUUUGACGGCGAGGGCCCCGACCCAGUCGCGGAAGCUAUGGCGCAGGAUAUUCCACGGACAGCAGCACGGCAUGAGAACCUCCAAGAAAGUUUGCAUGCCUCGGCAGGCCGACCGCAAGCUCCCCGAAGAGAUCGCCCUGAGCCCGCACCGCGAGUCGUUCCCCAGCCGAAUGCCUUCCACCGGCCUCCUUUUUUGAUCGGGCUGCUGUUGGCACCCUUCAGCAUCGGAUACAGUAUCGCGUCCAAGAUCUUCCGUACGGUCUUCUACGUGCUCAACUUCCUCCCAAGACAAAUUCGGCCACGGGCCAUCACAAGUGGGCCGGGAACUGGACUAAGGAGCACCACUGGACGCCGCAUGCUAAUGCCUCGGGAUACGGCUGCACGUUUUAAACGCGAGUUCGAAGAAGAGUACGGUAACACGGGGUUGCCGUGGUUCGAGGGUGGCGUUGCUCAGGCGCAAGACUUGGCCAAAAAGGAACUCAAAUUUCUCCUCAUGGUCCUCAUGUCGCCCGAGCACGACGACACGGAAUCCUUCACGAGAGAGACGCUGCUGGCCCCCGAUGUGGUCAGCUUUAUCAAUGACCCAGCGAACAACGUCAUUCUAUGGGGCGGCAACAUACUGGACUCGGAAGCUUACCAGGUUGCUCAAGAAUACAACUGCACCAAGUACCCGUUCUCGGCAAUCGUAUGCCUCACACCCAAGGAGGGAAGCACCAGAAUGAGUAUCAUCAAGCGCCUGGCCGGCCCUAUGCCAGCAUCUACAUAUCUCUCGGAGGCACAGGCCGCUAUUAACAAGUAUGCGCCGGACCUGGCAGGCGUUCGGGCGGACAGAACAGCGCAGGAAGUGACGCGGAGCCUCAGGAACGAACAGGAUUCCGCCUACGAGCGAUCGUUGGCCAAGGACAGAGAAAGAGCACGGCAACGGCGCGAGGCGGAAAAGGCUGCGGCGGAGGCCGCGCGGAAGGCUGAAGAAGAGGCCGAGGCUGCCGCAAGACGCGAGGAACAACGGGAGAAGUGGAAACGCUGGCGGGCGACGAUAAUGGAAGAAGAGCCGCCGGCGAGCAACAAGGAUGUUGUCCGAAUUGCGCUCAAAUUGCCCGAGUCGUCCGGUGGGGGGAGAAUCGUGCGCCGAUUCCGAAACGAUACAACGAUGGAAGCACUCUAUGCGUUUGUGGAAUGCUACGACGUAUUGACGGCACCCGAGGAGGUCACUGCGGAGAAGGCGACAGCGCAGCCCGAAGGCUACGAGCAUGAGUACCAAUUCCGUAUCGCAUCUGUUAUGCCCCGGAUUGUGUACGAGCCCAGUAAGGAGGAGACGAUGGCACAAAAGAUUGGACGGUCAGGAAACCUGAUUGUGGAAGACAUGUCGGCUGAUGGCGAGUCAGACGAAGGAGAGGAUUACUCGUCGUGAAUUGCUGAAAAUGCAUUACGACGUAAGUAGUCUAGCAGGUUUGAAGGGUGAUAGGCGGGGAUAGACAGCAUCAGUAGACAACCGCGCCAUGCUGCAUGCGCAAAUUACCGAGCAGUCGCAAAUGAAGUUGUUCG